Oryza brachyantha (malo sina) is the source of this 1454-nucleotide messenger RNA. Its product is annotated as myb-related protein 340-like. Lineage: Eukaryota; Viridiplantae; Streptophyta; Magnoliopsida; Poales; Poaceae. The transcript has 3 exons. Gene Ontology annotation, biological process: regulation of DNA-templated transcription. Bases 154 to 996 code for a protein of 280 amino acids. Gene Ontology annotation, cellular component: nucleus. The record is from RefSeq and is a predicted model, not a curated record. Gene Ontology annotation, molecular function: sequence-specific DNA binding; DNA-binding transcription factor activity.
AGCUAGCUCUCAUCACCGGGGAGACAGCUCGCUCGCUCAGGAGGGAAGCAAAAGAAGAGAGGAGAUUAAUUAAUUAAGAGGAGAUAGAUAACCCUCUCGAUCGAGUUAGACAGAUAGCAGACGAAGUGAUUGUCUCUGGAAAGAGUAGUAUUAAUGGAAGGGCAGCAGUUUGCUUGGGGGAGGGAGGAAGGAGGGUGGAGGAAAGGGCCAUGGACAGCGCAGGAAGACAAGCUGCUGGUCGAGUACGUGAGGCAGCACGGCGAAGGGAGGUGGAAUUCUGUCGCCAAAAUCACAGGUCUGAAGAGAAGUGGCAAGAGCUGCAGGCUUCGUUGGGUGAACUAUCUGAGACCUGACCUCAAGAGAGGCAAGAUCACACCGCAGGAGGAGAGCGUCAUCCUUGAGCUGCACGCCCUGUGGGGAAACAGAUGGUCAACGAUCGCGCGUAGCCUGCCCGGUAGGACGGACAACGAGAUCAAGAACUACUGGAGGACGCACUUCAAGAAGGGCAAGCCGUCCAAGAACAUCGAGCGGGCGAGGGCUCGUUUCCUGAAGCAGCGCCGCGAGAUGCAGCAGCAGAAGCAGAAGAUGCUCGGCCAAGACGACGACGCCGCCAGCGCGGUGGAGGACAACCGUAGUGCGGAGGCCGCGCCACCAGCCGCCUCGCUAGCGCACGACGACGUCGACGGUCUGCAGAUAAUGCAGGAGAUGCCGGACAUGGACGACCUGCUGUACUACCACCCCGCCGCAGACAUGUCGUCGCCCUACUCCUACGACGACCUCCUCGGCGGCGGCGGCGGCGCCGCCACCAUCAGCGCUGGUGGCGCCGCCGCCUCGACGAGCGACGUCGGGUCCAGCGAGGAGCUCGACGGCGGCGCCGCCACGUGGGGCAGCCUGUGGAACCUCGACGACGUGGUGCAUGACGUGAUGAUCGACGGCGGCGCCGGCUGCUGGGGCAGCUUCCCUCCGCUGCAGGACCAAGGCCUCGGUUACUACUAGCCAUAGCUAGCUCGCUAGCUUAACAAUCAUAUUGCCAGCUAGCUAGCUAGCUACAAGUAGAUUUUUUCCCCCUCCUUUUGGUCGAUCUUGUGGAUCGAUCGAUCCUACUGCAAGCACAGAGGCCUGUGCGUGUGGAGGAGGGCACACGCAGUGACUGUGCAGGUGAGAGCGAGAGUCCAUUUUGUGUACAUGAGGUGUUGGUGGAUAAGGAUGCAACACCAACUAUACUCCACUUUGAGUAGCUAGCUUGCCUCGAUGGCAUGUUUGGCUCAUUUGAGAGCGCUUUUUUCUCGGAUGAAAGGGAAGGGGAGAGUUUUUUUUUCUUUGUUUUGCUUUUGGGAAAAAGGGAUAUAUAGGAGGACUGCAGAAAAAACAAACAGGUGUUAAAAGCACAUCUGAGCUCUUGUAAUCUGACAAACUGUGUAUUCUAAGGACCGUUAAUGAAAAUUCAUCCAUAA